AUGGCGGAGCUGCCCAGUCCCGUGCGAGGGGCGACGGUGGCGGCGGCGCCGCCGCCUUUGCCGCCCUCGGCUCUGGCCGUCGACGCCCGCGUCUCCCCGCGCGGGCUCCAGCCGCCGGCCGCCAAGCGCCUCAAGGGGGACGAGCGCGCCUUCAAGGCGGCCAAGCGCCUCAACGGCGAGGGCCACAGGCAGCCGCCGCCUCCGCCGCCUCACAUCCCCGUGGCGUCUUCCCCGGCAGGCCCCGCCGUGUGGAGCCUGGCCGCCUUCUCCUCAGGCGGUGGAAGCGGCGGCGGCGGCCCGGCGAGCGGCGGCUCCUUCGUCUUCCAGCCCCAGCUGCCCGCCAAGUUGCUCCUGCCGCCGCCGCCGCCGCCGCCCCUCUGCCUGGCCGGCGUGGAAGGGCCCGGCGGGGCCAAGAGCAAGCGGCCCAAGGAGAAGCGCGAGAAGGAGAGGCGGAGAGCCGGGGCCCUGGCCGGCACCGCGGCGUCCCCGGGAAGCGGCCGGGAGGAGAACGGCGGCGACCUGAAGAUGCUCCUCCAGCAGCAGCAGCAGCAGCAGCAGCGCCACCAUCGGCACCACCAUCGCCCGGGAG
Protobothrops mucrosquamatus (brown spotted pit viper) is the source of this 589-nucleotide messenger RNA. Its product is annotated as round spermatid basic protein 1-like protein. NCBI's taxonomy places the organism in Eukaryota, Metazoa, Chordata, Lepidosauria, Squamata, Viperidae. The record is from RefSeq and is a predicted model, not a curated record. The annotation marks the transcript as partial. The transcript has a single exon.